AUGACCACGAUAAAAACAGCCCAGACAAAUGAUGAAAGGCACCCACUCCAUGGCUACCAACCGGCCCCAAGCAGAUUUAAAUCAAGGAAAAACUUUUUUAAAUCAACCACAGAGAUCACACCAUCAUUUGAACACGAACGACAUCGAAAAUGGAUAGCAUCAAACCAAACCAAUAAUUUUAAAAUAAAACCAGUGGAAAAACUUCCACCUCGAUACCGUUGUGAAUGGAACACAUGGAAAGCACUCAAUAGAUUGAGAGUGGGUGUUGCCCGAACGAAAAAAAAUCUAUGUAAAUGGGGAUACAAUACAGAAACUGUAGAUUACGAAUGUGGAAGUGAACAAACGGAACAACAUAUACUCGUAUGUCCUCUGAACUCGGUGUCAUGCACACCUGAAGAUCUGGCGAAAGCAACUGACGCGGCUAUACAAGUAGCCAAUCAAUGGAGUAGAAAAGAAAUAUGA
Cinara cedri is the source of this 462-nucleotide messenger RNA. NCBI's taxonomy places the organism in Eukaryota, Metazoa, Arthropoda, Insecta, Hemiptera, Aphididae. The record is from the annotation of a GenBank genome assembly.